AUGUCGGUCCCGAAACCCCAGACCCACCCGCUCCCAGCUCGCCCGUCGUCCCGCGCCAAGCAGGCCGCCGCCGCCGCCGCCGCUGCAGCCGCUGCCGCCACAGCGACUGCCGCCGCGUCGUCGUCGUCCGCCUCGGGCUCGGGUUCGGGCUCGGCCUCGACCUCGGCAUCGACCUCGAGCGCAGCUGCGGCCGCCGCCGCUGCCGCCGCCCUCGCGUCGCCGUCGACCUCGGCGCCGCAGACGCCGUCCGUCGAGCUCAAGGAGGACGAGGCGUUCGAGCACGACCUCGCGCCGCCGGACGAGCCUGUCGCGUCGACGUCGCGCUCGCCGUCGCCCCGCUCGGCCUCGCCGCCGCCCGUGCCCUUGCCCGUCGCGCCCACGCCGUUCGACCCGUUCGCCGCGCUCUCGGCCCAGUACGCCAACGGCGGGUUCGGCGCGCCGGCAUUCGACGUGCCGUCGUUCCCGUCGUUCCCCGACCUCGAGUUUGGCGGCGAGAGCGCCUUCAGCUUCAACCUCGACGUCAAGGGCAAGGGGCGCGCAGCGCCGCCGGCGCAGCAGGCCGACGAGCCGACGCCGUUCCGCGACUUUGGCAACCUCGCCCAGCCGGCAGAGACGCCCUCGUCGGCGUCGGCUUCGGCCUCGUCGUACAUGGGCUCGUUCGACCCGUUCGCCGAGCACGCCUUCUCGGGCUCGUCGGCCGACUUGCGCUCCGAGUCGCCGUCGCCGCCCUCGACCGCCGAGGACCUGUCGCGGCGCAGCUCGCGCUUCGGGUUCGCGCGCCGCUCGUCGUCGUCGGCCGGACCGAGCCUGUCGCUCGCCGCCCUGCGCGACGGAAUGGCCAACGGCCUGACGUCGCCCGCCGCGCCGUUCGCGCCGCCCGGCAUCGGCCUCCCGCCGCGCGCCGGCAGCUACAACGGCGCCGCGCCGCCCGACUGGGCUGCGAGCGGCGGCACGCCCGCCAUGGCGCCCGCGUUCCCGCCGGGCGUCCUGCGCUCGCUCGCGUCGCCGAGCGUGUCGGCCUCGUCGUCGCCCCAGCUGUCGCCGCGCGCGCGCGCGACGCUCCCGCACGGCUACGCCCCGCCGCCGCCGGGCCUCGGCGGCAUCAACGGCGUCGCCAACUCGGCCUUGCCGCCGCCGCCUGGGCUCAUGCAGGGCCGCGGCGCGCCCAUCCCUGCCGCGUCGUUCCCGCUGCCGCCGCCGGCGCCUCGUGCCGGCGGCGCGUCGUCGAGCAGCAGCACGGUCGCCAAGGAGGACCUGCUCGCGCUCAUCGCGGCGGCGCAGGCGAGCGCGCCCAAGCAGCACCAGCAGCACCAGCAGCAGCAUCAGCAGCCGAUGCAGGCGCCGAGCCAGGAGCCGCACCCGUUCUUCUCGGACCCGGCCAUCCUCAACGCGCGCCUCGCGUCGGCGCCGGCCAACGCGCCGCUGCCGCCGCCGCCGUCGAUGGGCCAGCCGUACGGCCAGCAGCAGCAGCAGUCGCCGUUCCCGCCCGGCAUGAGGCUGCCGUUCGACCUUCAGCAGCAGCAGCAGGCGCACCAGCAGCAACAGCAGCAGCAGCAGCAGCAGCAGCAGCAGCAGCACCCGGGCAUGUACCGGCAGAUGGGCGGCCAGCACGGCCGGGUCUAGCUCGACCGGUCCCCUCCCUCCCUCCUCGCCUUGUCCUCUCUCGCGGUCCCCUUUCUUCUCCCUUUCUCCUCCCCUUCCUCCAGUCCAGCUCCCUCCCCUCCCCCUUUCCCAUCCCCUUGACGCCCUCGAGGACGCCUCGUGCUCGCCGUGGCGGCGGCACGCUCGAGCAACUCUUCCCUGGCUCCCCCUCUCCUCUCCCACUCCAGCUCUGCCUACCCCCUCCCAUCCUCGAGCGAUCAUAGCCGUUCGCCCUUGCCCUGCAAAGAACCCGUUUCCCUCCCUUC
Rhodotorula graminis WP1 is the source of this 1907-nucleotide messenger RNA. RefSeq lists its product as uncharacterized. The transcript has a single exon. NCBI's taxonomy places the organism in Eukaryota, Fungi, Basidiomycota, Microbotryomycetes, Sporidiobolales, Sporidiobolaceae. The record is from RefSeq and is a predicted model, not a curated record. The annotation marks the transcript as partial.